Molecule: messenger RNA, 726 nt
Organism: Peronospora matthiolae
Lineage: Eukaryota; Oomycota; Peronosporomycetes; Peronosporales; Peronosporaceae
Source: the annotation of a GenBank genome assembly
AUGAAUAUGUCAGAUGAUGAAGAUGACCAAAGCUUUCACUCUACGCGUGACGGCUACUCCCAUUUGAGCGAUGUCGAAUGGGAUGCGGUUGAACGAAUGGGUUCGACCAUGGGCAUCCAUGCUGUUAGCGUCAUGCUAGAGGCUCUCAAUAGAGAUGCCCAACAUGCUACUAUCGCCAAGUUCAUUCAAAAUGAACUUGACGCUGAACGCGAGAAAUUUGAACGGUUGAGACAGCAGAAGGCUGCUGCUGGUGGGUCGAUGCACUCGCGUCGACCCGAGACUUUGAAGAUUGACAUCUCCAAGUAUAGGGCGGGGGUCGAAGAAGACUCCCUCUUGAGAUGGUUCGUCGAAUUGGAUGACGCCAUAAGGGCGCGUCGCAUCGACGACGGGGAUAUGCAAGUUGCAUUUGCCCAGUCAAAUCUGGCAGGACGUGUUAAGACUUGGGCACUGGGGCUCAAGUUGCACGACCCAUAUGCGUUAGGGUCGUUGGAAGUCUUCAAGUCGCGGCUCAGACAAACGUUUGAACCGCCUAGAGCUGAGUUCAGAGCUUUAACCGAACUCUUGAAGCUCAAUCAGGGUAAGCGUGAUGUGCACGCUUACGCGCAACAUUUACGACAUCUUACAAGUUGUUUAAGUUCCAAUCCGGUGGAUGAACACACGUUGGUUUCGGUGUUCAUGCAGGGUCUUGCGGAUGGUCCCGUCAAGACUCACCCGUUCCGGCUUUAA